AUGGACAUAACUUUCUACAUUAUUUUUACAAAAAAUACGACUUUAAAGGUAAUAUUCUGUGGAUCAUAUCUUAAUACAGAUAUAACAUAUCCUAAUAUAGAUAUACCAUAUCUUAAUAAAGAUCUAACAUAUCCUAAUAAAGAUAUAACAUAUCCUAAUAAAGAUCUAACAUAUCCUAAUAAAGAUCUAACAUAUCCUAAUAAAGAUCUAACAUAUCCUAAUAUAGAUAUAACAUAUCCUAAUAAAGAUCUAACAUAUCCUAAUAAAGAUCUAACAUAUCCUAAUAAAGAUCUAACAUAUCCUAAUAAAGAUAUACCAUAUCCUAAUAAAGAUAUACCAUAUCCUAAUAAAGAUCUAACAUAUCCUAAUAAAGAUCUAACAUAUCCUAAUAAAGAUCUAACAUAUCCUAAUAAAGAUAUAACAUAUCCUAAUAAAGAUAUAACAUAUCUUAAUACAGAUAUAACAUAUCCUAAUAAAGAUCUAACAUAUUCUAAUAUAGAUAUAACAUAUCCUAAUAAAGAUCUAACAUAUCUUAAUACAGAUAUAACAUAUCCUAAUAAAGAUCUAACAUAUCCUAAUAAAGAUCUAACAUAUCCUAAUAUAGAUAUAACAUAUCCUAAUAAAGAUCUAACAUAUCCUAAUAAAGAUCUAACAUAUCCUAAUAAAGAUCUAACAUAUCCUAAUAAAGAUCUAACAUAUCCUAAUAAAGAUAUACCAUAUCCUAAUAAAGAUCUAACAUAUCUUAAUACAGAUAUAACAUAUCCUAAUAAAGAUCUAACAUAUCUUCAUAAAGAUAUAACAUAUCCUAAUAAAGAUAUAACAUAUCUUAAUAAAGAUAUACCAUAUCCUAAUAAAGAUCUAACAUAUCCUAAUAUAGAUAUAACAUAUCCUAAUAUAGAUAUAACAUAUCCUAAUAAAGAUCUAACAUAUCCUAAUAAAGAUAUACCAUAUCCUAAUAAAGAUCUAACAUAUCCUAAUAAAGAUCUAACAUAUCCUAAUAAAGAUCUAACAUAUCCUAAUAAAGAUAUACCAUAUCCUAAUAAAGAUCUAACAUAUCCUAAUAAAGAUCUAACAUAUCCUAAUAAAGAUCUAACAUAUCCUAAUAAAGAUCUAACAUAUCUUAAUACAGAUAUAACAUAUCCUAAUAAAGAUAUAACAUAUCCUAAUAAAGAUAUAACAUAUCCUAAUAAAGAUAUAACAUAUAUCAAAUGA
Messenger RNA from Lottia gigantea (owl limpet), 1212 nucleotides. RefSeq lists its product as hypothetical. The transcript is spliced from 2 exons. The record is from RefSeq and is a predicted model, not a curated record. The coding region runs from base 1 to 1212 and encodes 403 amino acids. Lineage: Eukaryota; Metazoa; Mollusca; Gastropoda; Lottiidae. Gene Ontology annotation, biological process: regulation of RNA splicing. Gene Ontology annotation, cellular component: nucleus; cytoplasm.